CAGACCUAUCUUCCACGAAGAGUUUAGAGUUUUGUUUUUUUUGUUUUUUUUGUUUUUUUAUCUCCACUAUAUGAUCAAUUUUUAAGGCUUUACUCACACCCAUCUAGCCUGGACCUACCUGCCACUGACUGAGGUCCCCUUUCUUCUCUGUGGACAUUCAUAUCAGAUCCCUCCUCUCCUGUGAGCUGUAUUAUGCAGAGACUCAUUCCUCAGCUUGGAAUUUAGCUCACUGUUAGAGUGCUUGUCUGACAUGUUUGAGGCUCUGGGCCUGAUCUCCAGUCUCAAACUACUUGUUUCCACAUCUGAAAACCGUGAACAUGACUUCAUGAGCAGUGUUAAAGUUGACACAGUAUCUGGUAACUAUCAAGUAACUACGGCAGAUAUAGAGUACAUAGAGUAGGCAAGCCAUCAACCAACCGCUUGCAGGAAAUUACACUAUAGAUUAAAAUCCCAGAUCUCAGCCUCCCUGAGGAUUAAGUUGAUUAAAAAAAAAAAAGUUAAUGGUAAGAACUAAUGGUCAGGUUCUAUUUUUCUUUUUAAUUGAAAACAAAGCUCUGUCUGCAGCCCUGGCUGUCAUAGAACUCCAUGUCCAUCAGGCUGGUCUUAAACACAGCAUCUUUCUGCUCCUGUCCUGAGUGCUGGAAUUAACAGAUGUGAGCCACCACAUCCAGCUAAAUAUGGUUCUUGUCAUUGUCUCUCUCUCUCUCCAAUUCUGUUCGGAGAAAGACUAACAUGGGCUGGGUAUGGUGGCACAGGUCAGUAUCCUACUACCCAGGAGGUACAGACAGGAGGGUGAGAGUUCAAAGUCAAUCUUGCUUAGUUUCAGAUGGCUGCUGAGGCUUUAGGAAUUCCUGUCUCAGAAAACCAAGGGGCAGGGCAACAAAGGCCAUUCAAUAUGGAUGAUUCAGUAGCUUAGAGGUGGGGACCGACUUAUUAAAGCAGAGUUUAUGCCUCUCUUGCAUUUUAGCUAUUAGAAAGCGGAAACAUGACAAUGAUUUAAAAAUAUGGAGAAGAGGUUAACAGAGGACACGAGAGAAGGGAGGCUGCUCUUCAGAGAACAGGAAGAUUGUUCAGCAUCAGUGGGCUGUGGGGAAGAGCUUGUGACUUGAUUAAGUUAAACUGUGGGGGUUGGGGAUUUAGCUCAGUGGUAGAGCGCUUGCCUAGCAAGCAAAAGGCCCUGGGUUCGGUCCCCAGCUCCGAAAACAAAACAAAACAAAACAAAGUUAAACAACUGUGUUAAGACUUGCUUAGGGUGUGGGGGAUUGACUUCAACAGUAGACUGCUGGCUGCCUAACGAAUGCAAGGCCCUGCCUGGGUUUGGUUCCUAGCAUGGGUUUAGGGAAUAUAUGACCAACUGGCUUAGGCAGAGCUUCCAAAGCACUAGACAGGGAGGGGAGACAGGAAAGAGAUGACUGGCAGUGGUGAAUCUCAAGGAAGCUGAGUGCUAGCCUCUACUUGCCUGCAACUAGUUCUCCAUUUUAUUAGAAAUGGGAAGAAAGGAAAUAAGACUGACAGCACACCCGCUCUGUCAGCCAGUCACUUCCUGGACAUUGUGUCAACCUCAAUACUGCCCAUGGAAUCAGGCUCACCAUUUUCAGAUGAGGAAACGGGGGGGGGGGGGUGAAACAGAACAGUCUUCUGUCAGACCACUGCCUCUUUUCCAUUGGCCACUAACAAUCCUGUCAUGCCUGUGGCUGGAGGUAUAUACCUUGGUUUCUAUAACCAGUAGCACAAAGUCUGAGCCCCCUAAUUUCCCAGGGUAGGAGAUGAACAUAAAUUAAGAGAUUUUAUUUUUCAGUGUUUGGAUAUGUAGUGCUCUUCCAAAGGGCUCCUGUGGCCCACAGUGGUGGCACUUUUGGUGACUGGAUUAUAAGGGCACUAACUUCAACAAUGACCAAUCUACUUACUAUUGAUAAACAAAUGGGAUCUUGGGUUCUUGGAUGGAAGAAGUAGGUCCCUGCAGCUGGAAGGUCCCUGCAGCUAGAAGGUCCCUGCAGAUGGACGUUUGAAGCAUAUCUUGCCUCUGGCCACUUCCUGCUACAAGAUGAGCAGCUCUACUCCAUCAUGCUCUCUGACAUGAAGGAGUAGAGCCAAGACCAAGGGCUGAAAUCUCUUGAGAUGGAGGCCGUGUAUAAAUCCUAGCUUCUGCAAGUCGUUUUCUCAAAUAUUUGUUACAGAGACCAGAAUUUCAAUAGCCACCCACCAAAAUGUAAUGUUUAUAUUAAAAUGGCAGACAACCUCAGUUUUGCUUCGAAUACUAUCACUAAAUGAUUCAAUACAUUGAUAGUCUGUUUUUCCAAAUCAAAUGCACUGUCAAAUCAACUUAUGACAAUUGCUUAGGUCCCUGACAGAAAUGUGAAGCUAAGCUGAAGACCAUUAAUUCAGGAAUUGCUGUCAGGUACAUAAAUAUUGCAGGAUAUUUGGUCAUACUGUGAACUCAAAGAUUUGUGUUAUUUACUGGGAAAACAACUGUCUAGUUGUGGUGUUGCUUACCCUUAGCACACACUUUUAACUCCUCUGCCUGGACUUUAGUACACACCUUUAAUCCCAAACAAUGAAGGUAAAGUUAGUUUGUAGUAGGAAGUACCCAUGUUUGAAAGUAAUGUCUAACUGAGUGGCAGACAAAGUGAUGAAUCAGAGAAAAAUAGAACAUGCCUACCUCUCGCAAGAAGGGAGAGCAAAGGGAAGUUACUUAAGGGGCAGUGCAAAGGAUGAGGAGGCAGCUUUACUGGGACAGUUGUAGAGACAGGCUGUGGAGAGAGAACAAGCUAGACACAGGUGAACACCACACAAACCAAAGAGAAGGUACCAGGAAAUUAGAACAUAUUGGCAAAGUUAGUAGAGGCCAAGUAGAGCAAAAUAUCAGAGGCUAAGAGAGAGAAGCCAGAUUGAAUCAGAGUGAUGGUUUUUAUACGCUUGGCCCAAGAGCGGCUCUAUUAGGAGGCAUGGCCUUGUUGGAGUAGGUGUGUCACUGUGGGCGUGGGCUUAAGAUCCUCCUCUUAGCUUCCUGGGAGUCAGUAUUCUGUUAGCUACCUUCAGAUGGAGACGUGGACCUCUCAGCUCCUCCUGCACAUGCCUGCCUGGAUACUGCCAUGUCCCAGCUGUGAUGAUACUGGACUGAACCUCUGAACCAGUAAGCCAGCCCCAAUUAAAUGUCAUGGUGUCUGCUCACAGCAGUAAAACCCUGAGACAGUCAGCUUGGAGUCUGAACCAGAACAGCUGAGUUGACCAGUCAGCCAGAGCUCAGGUAGAACAAGAAAGACUGAGCUUACUCAGCAGUAAGUCUCAGAGGCUGAAAACAUUCUAGGCCUAGAUAAGAUUGUAUGGAGGUUAGAAGCUUCCAGGCCUAGGCCCAGGUUAGAGAUGUAGGCAAUAAGCCUUGGGGAUAAUUACUACAGGAGAAUAAAAGAUAGUUGAACACAUAAACUAUCUCACUUAACCAUCCAAAUGGCCCUGUAUAGUAAUACCAUUUUAUGAACAAAGUUGCUGAGGCUUGGAGCUUAAGAAUACCCAUCUAUCCUUUAAAGGACUCAGCUGGGAUCAGAAUCAAAGGCUUUACACAGGACCUGUGUUCCAGGGUACCAUACUGCAACAUCUUUCAGAGGUCAGAGGCAGGAGCAGUACAAACACACAGGUACCUGGGUACCAUCUGCCCACUCUUGCUUGAUGCUGGUUUUAUUUUUGAAAACAAUCCCAUUCUGUAUUUCAGGACACCCAUGAACAAUUAUUCUUCUGCCUAAGUCUCUCAGGUGCUAGAAUAUUAAAGGUGUGAGCACCAUGUCUGAACUAGAUAAUGCUACUACCACCAUGUCCAAUGACAGCAUCUCCCUCCCCAUCCUCCCCCCAAUCAGUGUGUGUAGUGUGUGACACAGCAUGUGAGUGGAGGUCAGAGGACAACCUGUAGUUUCUCUCCCUCAAUCAUAUCAAUCUCAGGAAUCAAGUUCAGGUUAUGAGGCUUGGUGGUGGCAAGUGCCUAUACCCAUUAAAUCAUCUCUUAUCCUUUUGGUUGUGAGCCUAUUUCUUACCAACUCAGCCAUCUCUUCAGCCUUGAUAAACCAUCUCUGUGGCCCUGGUAUCACCUUUUUGAUGGAGGUAACCAUUAUGGAACAUUCAAGAACAUGUUUGCCAGAGAUGGAUGUGGUACUCUCUCACCUAUAAUUCCAGCACAUGGGAGGCAGAAGAUGGAGGACUGAUGCAAAUUUUUGCCAGCCUCGGGUAGAGUGAGACUUUGUCUCAAAAACAAGACAAAAACAGAAAAUAAAUUACUUAGGAGUCUGAAGUAUCAGAGACAAGUGAUGAGUGUUCUGGUGUCUUCCUCAAGAUGCUUUUCCUAGAAGUUAAUUCUUUAACGACCAGCCACUUUGCUUUUGGCAGGUCCAAAAGCAACAUUAGAAAAACCCAACUCAAAUACAAAUCCUCAGGGACUCACAUAUAUAAUAGGUACUAUAGACUCCAUAAUGAAGUACAAAAAUUCUGCUUAAGUUUAACACAGAUUUCCCCAAUUUCUUUGUCAAAGUAACCUUUACUCUUUCUUUGAUUCAUUAGUAACCUACAGAGAAAUCUGUACAACACACUGUGGAGAAAACUAUGCUAGGCUAAAGUAUGACCUGUGGCUUUAACAUCAAUUUGAAAAACUUUCCCUUCAUUCCUCUUAAAACCAAAAUCUGGUUGCACCCAUGUUUAAGUUUUCCAUAGCUGAUGGGAACUGGAUUCUUACAAGUGACAUAGCAUCGCUUGCCACUCUCAGACAGGCUACUUCACGUGCCCAAACAUAGUUUACAUAAAUUGAUCCCUGAAUCCUAGGUUAAAUUAAUGUUACAAACAUUUCUUUUGGGAAAAACAUAUUUUCCUGCCUUACUGAUAUUUUAUUUUUGAGACAGGGUUUCUUUGUAUAGUCCUGUAGAUAAGACUGGCCUCAAACUCAAGAGAUCUGCCUGUCUCUGCCACUUGGGUGCUGGGAUGGAUCAGAGGCACGUGCCGCCAGGUCUGGCUAAUAUAUUUUGCUUUAUAUGAUGCUUAAAAUAAAGUACCCAAUUGUUCUAAGCAGUUUCUAUUGGAAUAGCUGUUGAUCCUAGAGUGAUUUGACGUGAGUUUCCUUGACAUGCAUACAUAGUAUGAUUUACUUGUGUGCCCGGCCCUUUAAAAGAUCACCAAUGGCUAGUCAACUGACUCUUUGGGAAUGCUUAGCAGUUAGAACUGCUUGACCCUAUGACCUUUAGUGUCAGUUGACUCUUGGAUUUCUGGAGACAGGGAGUAGGGUCCAAGAGUCAGAGGAGUAGGGUCCAGGUGGCAGUAGAGGCAGAAGAGUAGGGUUGGAGAAGACAGUUGGUGCACAAGAAAAACUGAGAAGGGCUGGAGAGAAGGCAGUUGGUGAAGAGAUUGAACCGUGCAAAUAAAAGGCCACUGAGCCAGGAGCUGAGCUGAGCCAGUAAAGAUUUUACCGUUAGGAGAUAGAGGAAGAACCCAUGAAGAACCCACACAAAAUAGCGGGGGGAAAAAGAGACAUAAAGCUUCAUUUAUAGAAAACUAAAACUGCUGGGCAGGGUGGCACUCACCUUUAAUCUCAGCUCAGCAGAGGCAGGGGGAUCUCUUGUGAGUUUCAGGACAGCUAGGGCUACACAGAGAAACCCUGUUUCAAACCCCUGCAUCCCCCCACAUCCCCCACCAAAAAAGUGAAACUAAAAAUUUCAUCCGUGUUCAAACGGUUCUUUUAAAAAUGCACUCAGGAGACAGGCAUCAGGGCGGAUGCCUGUAACGACAGCUCCUAGGGCCUGAGGCAAGAGGACUGAGAAUUUAGACCAAUCUUGGCUACAUAGUGAGACUCUCAGAAAACAGAUAAAGGUGAGUCUGUGUGCGGGAAUGUAGUUCAGUUGGUAGACUGCCUGCCUAGCUUGUAAUUAAUCCUAGCUCUUAGAAUGUAGGGCAGGAGGACCAGAAGUUUGACUGCAUCCUCAGCCACACUAGAUCUAGGUUAGCCUCAGCUACAUUAGACUUAUCAAAACCAAAAACCGAAAAUGGGACCUAUGUUCUAGAAAGGGCACUGGGAAUCCUCUAGCUCUAGCACAGGAUGGCGAAACUUGAAACGAUAAUUGGCCCAGACAACUUGUUUGUGGACCAGCUGGAAGAACUCAGCUUCAACUCUGUCCAUUCCUCUUUCUCUUCUGGUCUCCUCUCCUAAUUUAUGACACUCCAGUGUCAUUUAAGGAGUUAUUUUUAGGCUGUGCAUAGUGGCUGCAAGUCCUGUAAUCCCAGGACUUUAGAAGAGGUUGAAGGACCACCUGAGGCUAGCCCAUGCUGCAUAGUGAGUUGCAGGCCAUAUUCUUUUCAGAUUUAUUUGUAAUUAUCUGUGUCCACAUAAAUGCAGUGUUCGUGGAAGCCUUAUGGAUGUAGAUGUCUUGGAGCUGGAGUUAACAGGUGGUUGUGGCCUGCCCCAUACUGGUGCUGGGAAGCAAACCCAGGAUCUCUGCAAGAACAGUGCCAACUCUUAACCAAUGAGCCAUCUCUCCAGCCCCGUUUCUUUUGGUCUUGACAAUCCCAGGAAAGCCAUCUUGUUUCAUCUCAGCCUCUCAAGUGUUGGGAGUGUGGGUGUUAUUUUAUUAUUAUUUUUUUUGAUCCCACUGUUAUUUAAGAACUGCCCUUGUUUUCCCACUGUGCACACUUGAGGAGGAGCCACGGUGCACUAUCCUUUGGUUCUCCAUCAUUUUCAUGGUUGAGACUCACUGCAUUCUGGGGGCUCCUCCUUGCCCCUUUUCCCUACCCUCUGCUCCUGACUUGCUCUUCCUCUCUUCCUUUCAAAAAUAUCUUUCCAAGCAAUCUGGAAUCUGGAAGAUGACUCCCGAUUUGAGUUUUUCUACAGUGAUUGAGUUCUGAAGGAUGGAGAACAUCCAAGAAGGAAUUUGUCAUCCUUUGCCCAUUGGCAGGUCUCUGUCCAGUCAAUAUGUGGAAAAGUUAGUCAGAAAUACGAACAGAACUCUACUUUGGAGUACUUGCCGACGCCUGGAAAAGUUCAAGCCGGCUGUUUAAAAGCCUGAAUGUUUCUCUUGUAGUCCUUCGGUCAUGUUCAGACAUCUGGUCAAGGAAGAAGCAUGAGAAGAAAACAAAAAGCCGAGCAGUAACUUUGAAGUCAGUGUCUUGGCUCACGAAACUAGGUGAAGAAAGUGCCUUUUUCCCCCUUUGGCGCGGGGGUCAGAUCCCAUGCAGGAAGCCCUCCAGUCGAAGGCGCUCACCCUCCCAGCAGACUCUCUGUGAAGAGCAGGCCUGUUUUCCCAUUCUGGCAUUUACCCUCAGAGCCCCCGAGCACUCCGGGAGGCCCGUUUUGUCACCGGAGGUUGAAAUAGAACCUCCCGCUAGGUAUUCUGAGUGUCCCCCGGGGGGGAGCGUCCUCCGCUGUGGAGGGGGCAUGCUAGUGAGGGCUCGGCUCUGAUCCCAGGACACCUUUGUCCCUGGAGACGCCCAGCCAGUCAGAAAUGAUGGAAGAACUGCACAGCCUGGACCCACGGAGGCAGGAGUUACUGGAGGCCAGGUUCACUGGGGUUGGCGUAAGUAAGGGGCCACUCAACAGUGAGUCUUCCAACCAGAGUUUGUGCAGUGUGGGGUCCUUGAGUGAUAAAGAAGUAGAGACUCCUGAGAAAAAGCAGAAUGACCAGCGAAAUCGGAAAAGAAAAGCUGAACCAUAUGAAACUAGCCAAGGGAAAGGCACUCCUAGGGGACAUAAAAUUAGUGAUUACUUUGAGUUUGCUGGGGGAAGCGGGCCAGGAACCAGCCCUGGCAGAAGUGUUCCACCAGUUGCACGAUCCUCACCGCAACAUUCCUUAUCCAAUCCCUUACCGCGUCGAGUAGAACAGCCUCUCUAUGGUUUAGAUGGCAGUACUGCAAAGGAGGCCUCAGAAGAGCAGUCUGCCCUGCCAACCCUCAUGUCAGUGAUGUUAGCAAAACCUCGACUUGACACAGAGCAGUUAGCGCCAAGGGGAGCUGGCCUCUGCUUCACUUUCGUCUCUGCUCAACAAAACAGCCCUUCGUCCACGGGGUCUGGCAAUACAGAACAUUCUUGCAGCUCCCAGAAACAGAUCUCCAUCCAGCACAGGCAGACCCAGUCUGACCUCACAAUAGAAAAAAUAUCUGCACUAGAAAACAGUAAGAACUCUGACUUAGAGAAGAAGGAAGGAAGAAUAGAUGAUUUAUUAAGAGCCAACUGUGAUUUGAGACGACAGAUAGAUGAACAGCAAAAGAUGCUAGAGAAAUACAAGGAACGAUUAAAUAGAUGUGUCACCAUGAGCAAGAAGCUCCUUAUAGAAAAGUCAAAACAAGAGAAGAUGGCAUGCAGGGACAAGAGCAUGCAGGACCGAUUGCGAUUAGGUCACUUUACAACUGUCCGGCAUGGAGCCUCUUUUACUGAACAGUGGACAGAUGGUUAUGCUUUCCAAAACCUCAUCAAGCAACAGGAAAGGAUAAAUUCACAGAGAGAAGAGAUAGAAAGGCAACGGAAAAUGUUAGCAAAACGGAAACCCCCUGCCAUGGGUCAGGCCCCUCCCGCAACCAAUGAGCAGAAACAACGGAAAAGCAAGACCAAUGGAGCUGAAAAUGAAACGUUAACCUUAGCUGAAUACCAUGAACAAGAAGAAAUCUUCAAACUUAGAUUAGGUCAUCUUAAGAAAGAGGAAGCAGAAAUCCAGGCAGAACUGGAAAGGCUAGAAAGGGUUAGGAAUCUACACAUCAGGGAAUUAAAAAGGAUACAUAAUGAAGAUAAUUCACAGUUUAAAGACCACCCAACACUAAAUGACAGAUAUUUGUUGUUACAUCUUUUGGGUAGAGGAGGUUUCAGUGAAGUUUACAAGGCGUUUGAUCUAACGGAGCAAAGAUAUGUAGCUGUGAAAAUUCACCAGUUAAAUAAAAACUGGAGAGAUGAGAAAAAGGAGAAUUACCACAAGCAUGCGUGUAGGGAAUACCGGAUUCACAAAGAACUGGAUCACCCCAGAAUAGUGAAGCUGUAUGAUUACUUUUCACUGGACACUGACUCGUUUUGUACAGUAUUAGAAUACUGUGAAGGAAAUGAUCUGGACUUCUACCUAAAGCAGCACAAAUUAAUGUCGGAGAAAGAAGCCCGAUCCAUUAUUAUGCAGAUUGUGAAUGCUUUAAAGUACUUAAAUGAAAUAAAACCUCCCAUCAUACACUAUGACCUCAAACCAGGUAAUAUCCUUUUAGUAAAUGGUACAGCGUGUGGAGAGAUAAAAAUUACAGAUUUUGGUCUUUCCAAGAUCAUGGAUGACGAUAGCUACAAUUCAGUGGACGGCAUGGAGCUAACGUCACAAGGUGCUGGUACUUAUUGGUAUUUGCCACCAGAGUGUUUUGUGGUUGGGAAAGAGCCACCAAAGAUCUCAAAUAAAGUCGAUGUCUGGUCAGUGGGUGUGAUCUUCUACCAGUGUCUGUAUGGGAGGAAGCCUUUUGGUCAUAACCAGUCCCAGCAAGAUAUUCUACAAGAGAAUACUAUUCUUAAAGCUACUGAAGUACAGUUCCCGCCCAAGCCAGUAGUAACACCUGAAGCAAAGGCGUUUAUCAGGCGAUGUUUGGCCUAUCGAAAGGAAGACCGCAUUGAUGUGCAGCAGCUGGCCUGUGACCCCUACUUGUUGCCUCACAUCCGAAAGUCAGUCUCCACAAGUAGUCCUGCAGGAGCUGCCAUUGCAUCAACCUCGGGGGCAUCCAAUAACAGUUCUUCGAAUUGAGACCAACUCCCAAGGCCACUAACUGUUCAGCACACGAAGUGGACACAUGGCAUUCAGCAGUGGGUUUGGAACAUAGUGAAUCCGAAUGGAUCUCAUGAAACCUGUACCAGGUGCUUUUAUUUUCUUGCUUUUUUUCCCAUCCAUAGAGCAUGACAGCAUCGAUUCUCAUUGAGGAGAAGCCUUGGGCAGCUCUGGCCAGGCCUCAUAGGAAAAGGCCCCUCCCGAGGUUCCAGCGUCAACGGUCACCAUGGGUGGCUGCUCUGAGUGAGGAAAAAAAUUAAAAAGAAAAAACUGGUUCCAUGUACUGUGAACUUGAAAACAUGCAGACUCAGGGGGUUCCCUGACGCAGUGCUUCAGAUGAAGAAUGUGGACUUGAAAAUACAGACUGGGCUAGUCCAGUGUCUAUAUUUAAACUUGCUCUUUUCUUUUAAUAAAGUUUAGGUAACAUCUCCUAAAAAGCUGGUAGCACAAGGCUUGACUGGGGAUGGCGUUUGACUUCGGAGGACAAAGUUGCUACUGCCAUUAAAGGCACUAGAGUUAGUGUGCUAGCCCCGAGUAAGCUCAGUCUCUAAAACGUGCAGCUCCCUCGCCCCUUCUUAUUUUUAAAGAAUACAUUUGGUCAUAAAGUGAAACCCGUAUUAGCGAGUACGUGGCAAUGUUCAUUCCAGUCAGAUGCAGCUUUCUCCUCCAUCUGGGCUCCGCUUGUGAAUGCUUCUCUCACCUCAGUAGGGAGAAACGGGGUUCUGAGAUGCGUGGGUUUUGCCAUCGGACAAAGAAUGAGGUUAGAAGACCGCAGUUUGGAGUCUCUAGGUUUUCAGAUAUUUCUUCACAAUUUGAACACUUGACGGUUGUCCCUUUUAAUUUAUUUGAAGUGCUAUUUUUUUAAAUAAAGGUUCAUCUGUCCAUGCA
This is a messenger RNA of Rattus norvegicus (Norway rat), 10628 nucleotides long. It is a transcript of the gene Tlk2, whose product is annotated as tousled-like kinase 2. The record is from RefSeq and is a predicted model, not a curated record. Lineage: Eukaryota; Metazoa; Chordata; Mammalia; Rodentia; Muridae. Gene Ontology annotation, cellular component: nucleus. Gene Ontology annotation, molecular function: kinase activity; ATP binding; protein kinase activity.